CAUCCUCAGCCACAUGCUGAGAGUGAGUGCAAGACAGGCCGCCCCAGGGCUGUCCAUCCGUGGAGCACGUGGAGCCAGGAGAGAUGUCUGCCCCCGACCUGCGCUGGAGCUCCGCACAUGCUCUGUCUGCCAGCCCGGUCCCACUCACCCAGCCCUCGGCUGCUGGAGCUUGGGGAGCUGCAGCAUCUCUCGGCUGCUCGUAGGCAGUGCCACUCGCUGAAGACCUGACAUUUUUCAGAAUCUCACUUAGGCUUCCAGGGACGUUCUUUUAGGAAGGUCUAUGACAGCAUACGGUGUUUCCAUCAGACUCUUGCCUUGUCUACAACCUGCAGCCGUAAAAGUGAGUUUAAUUCUCUGACAAGAAGACUGGCAACAGCUGUCGUUGCACCGUGUACUGUAAUACAUGAGAUUCUUCCCACAAAACCCUGGAGAUGGCAUUUGUCUGGUCUGGUUGUAAAUAAUGAGAUAGAUCACAAUGGAUUUCAGUUCAUCAUCACUGUUUGAUCAGCACAAAGCUGAUGCAGCAGAAGAGGUUGACUUGACUGUGGUUUACCAAGCAGCAGCCAAUGGUGAUGUGAACACACUGACUGCAGUGAUUCGGGAAGAUCCUUCUAUCCUUGAGUGUUGUGACAGAGAGGGUUGCACCCCUUUGAUGCAUGCUGUGUCAGGAUGCCAGGUUGAUACAGUGAAGCUUCUGUUGAAGAUGGGAGCAAAUAUUAAUAGUCAAGAUGUAGGACGUAUCAGUUUAUCUCUGGCAACUUAUCUGGGCUGGCUGGAAGGCUGUGUCAGCUUGCUCAGGAACGGUGCUAAGCAGAACAUACCUGACAAAAAUGGGAGAUUGCCACUACACGCUGCAACUGCAGAGCCUGACGUGAGGCUUCUGAGCGUGCUUCUGCAGCAGUCAAAUCUUAGUGAAAUUAAUCAUCAGGCCAAUGAGGGAAUGACUUCACUCCACUGGGCUGCUUUCCACAACAGACCCCAGCACACCCAGACUCUGCUGCACAACGGAGCAGACCCAGCUCUGGUGGACAAGGACUUCAAAACAGCUCUGCACUGGGCGGUACAGAGUGGCAACAGGAUUCUGUGUUCCAUCAUUCUGGACCACUGCCAGGGACCCUCAAUAAUAAACUAUGACGAUGAGAAUGGCAAAACAUGUAUGCACAUUGCUGCUGCUGCAGGCUACAGUGAUAUUAUCAGUGAGCUGGCCAAAGUCCCAAAGCGCAACCUGCAGGCCCUGGAUGUGGAUGAUAGGACUCCUUUGCACUGGGCUGCAGCAGCAGGGAAAGUUGACUGUGUGCAGACACUGCUGGGGAUAGACAGCAGUCCUCGAGAUAUCAAUGAAAACACUCCUCUGAAUGCAAUGUACCGUGGGCACACAGCAUGCAUCAAGCUUUUGAUUUGUACUUCCAGUAGAUCUGAGUCAGUUCAUCAGUUUCCCUCUCUGGACAACAGAGGUAUAAAGAAAGAAGGACGAUUCAGUAUGCUGAACCACAACUUCUCUUGCAAAAAGAAGAAAGAAGAUCAGAAAACCAGUCAGAAGGAGAGAAGCAGAGAACAUCCUAAAGAAGAGACCUCAGAAGUAGAUGAUAUCAUCACCUGUUUUGAUUGCAUUAUGAACACAAGUUGCAAAGACAUUCCAAAUCAUUGUAUGACCACCCAUGACUUUAAAAGAAGGAGCACAGACACAAAGUAUCUCAUACCAGAAAAGAAGCAACCAGCAUGUCAGGGACUUCUGCCCAUCAGCAUGCAGAGCCUCCCCCCAAUCACUGCAGGUAAUUCCUUCCUAACUGCUUCCCAGAACACAGUGUCAAGCUUCUCUUUUGGCACCAGUACCCACCAUUUUCCACACAAGUCUCAAAAGAGUAGGAGUGAACACAACUUGCUGGACUACAGAAGCAGCUCGGCUUUGCUGGAUGAUCCCUGGAAUGCAGACUCUAACCAGCUACUCUCCUACAAAGUCUGUACUAGGACUUCUUCAGACAAACUGAUAAAUUACUUAAACUCUGAUAGAUCUCACCAUGUGCUUUUGUGCCCUCCCUGCCUUCCCUCACUUCCUAGUUCUCCAUCAGGUAAACAUUUACAACAGAUGUCCAUAGACCAACACAAAAAAAAAAAUCUUAUUCGUGUAUGUAACAGCUUAGCUCCCAUACCCAACCACUGUGCUCACAAAAUUCAGCUAUCACCUCAGGAUGCUAAGAAGUUAAAGUCCCUAAGGACUGGUGCAGUUAUUCUCCUACCAGCUCUAAUCCUUUCCCAGAAAAGGGGACAUUCUCAGAGUCAUAUCCUCUAUUCUCUUUUGCCUGGUCUAUCAGGAGAGCCUCUCAAACUAGGCCGUGUCCUCCCUGCUAUCCCAAGCCAGAAGAAAUCUAAUCCUGCAGAAGAGCUUGAGAAAUCUCUCACCAAACCAGAUGCUAAAAAUUAACUCAUCACACUGGCCUAAAUCAGUUGAAAUAAGUGCAAAUCUAAGUGCUUGUUACAAGAUAACUGUACAGCAAAAUCUCAUUAAUUUGCACUAAUGAUACUCUUAUGAACUUGACUGUAAAUUACUAAAACCGAAGAAAGCAUAGCACAUCACAAAAGCUGCACUAUAUAUAGAUAUACACACACAUGUAUACGUAUAUAUGUGCAUUUUCAUUAUAGAUUUCAUUUAUUAUGAAAUUACUAAAUAUUUAAUAUGCUGUAAACUUACUUUGUGAAUGGAACCCUCAACACAUGAUUUUGUUGCAGUAAUGUGCUGUUAAGCCUUUCAGAGAAAACAGGAACAAAGAGUAAGAUUUGCUGCAUGAUUUAAAAGUCAGAACUAGGAAACAUAAAUUGACAGGGUUUCUCUGUAGUUUGUAAAUACAAAGGUGCUGAUUCGGAUGCUGUGUACCAUCAAAAAAAUCUUUUUAAAAUUAAAACAAUAAGCUGAAAAUAAAAGGCAGUUUUAGCAA
Molecule: messenger RNA, 2933 nt
Organism: Pseudopipra pipra
Lineage: Eukaryota; Metazoa; Chordata; Aves; Passeriformes; Pipridae
Gene: ANKRD55
Product: ankyrin repeat domain 55
Molecular function (GO): protein binding
Source: RefSeq, a predicted model, not a curated record